AUGUCGAUCCCACCAUCUUCUUCAACAUCACAGCAAUUCACAUACGCAGCAUCAACAUCAGCAACAGCAGCAAACGGCACGUAUUUCCCCACCCCUUUUCACCUCCAGCAAUCGGACCCUUACCCCAAACCCUAUGUGGCCCCACCUCCUACCGUUUACCCGCCUGCCCCGAUUGGGCCCGUUUACUCUUUCCCCCAGUAUCAGCAGGCGCAACAGUUAUUUCAGAGGGAUGCCCAAACGAUUACACCUGAAGCACUUGAGAGUGUAAAAGCUGCCCUUGCGAGUAGUGAGAUUGAACAUAAAGCAGAAACUAAAAAGAAAGCAGUUCCUCGCAAAGCUGCUGGCCAGACGUGGGAGGAUCCAACUCUUGCAGAAUGGCCUGAAAAUGACUACCGCCUAUUUUGUGGUGAUCUCGGUAAUGAGGUGAAUGAUGAUGUUCUUUCAAAAGCAUUUUCGAGGUUUCCUUCUUUUAAUUUGGCCAGAGUUGUCAGGGAUAAGCGGACUGGCAAGACCAAGGGCUAUGGAUUUGUUAGCUUUGCCAACCCUACUGACCUUGCUGCUGCACUUAAGGAAAUGAAUGGUAAAUAUGUUGGAAAUCGGCCCAUCAAAUUACGGAAGAGCAACUGGAAGGAGAGGACAGAUUAUGAAGCACUAGGAAGACAAAAGAACCACAAUCAUAAGAAACCGAAGCUUUCGAAGAAGAGUAUAUUGCACAAGUAA
Messenger RNA from Dovyalis caffra, 720 nucleotides. NCBI's taxonomy places the organism in Eukaryota, Viridiplantae, Streptophyta, Magnoliopsida, Malpighiales, Salicaceae. The record is from the annotation of a GenBank genome assembly.